Messenger RNA from Mya arenaria, 1053 nucleotides. RefSeq lists its product as uncharacterized. The record is from RefSeq and is a predicted model, not a curated record. NCBI's taxonomy places the organism in Eukaryota, Metazoa, Mollusca, Bivalvia, Myida, Myidae. The transcript has a single exon. Bases 1 to 1053 code for a protein of 350 amino acids.
AUGGGUUUACAACAGCAUGUCAACUUUAGCACUCAUACUGGUGGACACUGUUUGGAUCUAGUCAUUACUGAAGUUGUUCAUGGCAUUAGCGUAGUCAAGUGUGAACAGGGUCCAUAUAUAUCGGAUCACUGCGUUGUGAAAUCAGUAAUUAGUGUAGAAAAAGACAACAUUGUAAGCAAACAUGUUACGUAUAGAAACUGGAAGAAUGUUUGCAGCAACGAAUUUUCCAGUGACUUAUUGAAUAUACCAUUUGAUUCCGUGGACAUUGAUACCUUAGUGUGCACAUUUGAAACAGAAUUACAAAAUAUUGUUGACAAGCAUGCCCCUGUUAAAGAGAAAACUCUAGUUGUCAGGAAACAAAAAGCAUGGUUCAAUGAUAACAUCAUGAAGCUUAAGCGUACCUUACGUAAAGCUGAACGUAUUUGGAGGAAGUACAGACAACAGGACCAAUUUGAAUAUUUUAAACAAAUCAGAAGUUUGUACAGUUAUGAAAUCUGCAAACAGAAGAAAACAGUCAUGGUUGACAAAAUUGAAAACGCAAAAGGAAAUACCAAACACCUGUAUCGUAUAGUGUCCGAACUUACUGGCACCAAAUCUGAAAAUCCAAUGCCCUCUGCCGUGAACGACACAACGUUAGCUGAACAAUUCGCAGAUUUUUUUAUGGACAAAAUUGCCACUAUCAGAAAUGCACUCAAUGACUACCAGUGUUUUGAGCCUAUUCCUAAGGACACCUUGUGUUUCAACAGUUUCCAGGAGCUUUCGCAAACGGACGUUAAGCGAAUUAUAAGUGAACUGAAUACCAAGUCUUGUAGCAUUGACAUCUUACCAACUCAUAUAUUGAAGUCAUUUCUAAACGAACUUUUACCAUGUAUUACGCGAAUUGUCAAUUUAUCACUAGCAGAUGGUGUAUUUCCAUCCAAUUGGAAACAGGCUAUCGUUCGACCACUACUGAAGAAAGCGGGACUCGAGCUUCAUCUAUCUAAUUAUAGACCUGUUAGUAACCUGUCGUUCCUCUCAAAAGUGAUUGAAAAGGCAGCCUUACAUCCGGUUUAA